Molecule: messenger RNA, 1122 nt
Organism: Lathyrus oleraceus (garden pea)
Lineage: Eukaryota; Viridiplantae; Streptophyta; Magnoliopsida; Fabales; Fabaceae
Exons: 4
Coding region: 567-950 (127 amino acids)
Source: RefSeq, a predicted model, not a curated record
AGCAUGAGGUUCACUUCUGUUUCAGAUUGAAAAGGUUUUUGAUGUACAUAACAACUCAAUGACAAGAGGUAUAGAGUCAACAGUUUGUUUUAUAAGUGGAAAACUGAAACCAAACAGAGUCAACAGUGACAGUUUCAUUGCAUUCAAAAUCAUUCUUUAGUCUUUUCAACUUUUCAGACACACUCACUCACGUUUUACUAUUUUCCCAUGCUUCAUUCAAUUGCUAAUAACUCAACAACUAACUACACUAAUUUCUUGAAAGGUCCUGUUUUUAUUCUUCAAUCUCAUUACCCUUGUGUUUCUGUCUUCAAUGCAACCUUUUCUUUGUUUCUCUGUCUUCACAAGUUAAAACCUUUAACCCACACCACUCCUGUUUUGCUUUUUUCACCUUUCUUCAGAUUCUUUAUCUAUAAAUUCUGCUCAGGAAAUUAAUAACCUUGUCUGAGGUUUUUCGGGAACCACAUAUUCUUCCUUGUUAUUUUUCUCCUUUAAAAGUUUCAAUCCAACCCAUUCUUUUGAAGCAUAACAAAAACACUAGAAACGGUCACUUUCUGGGUGAAGCAAAUAUGAAUGAAUAUUGGAAGAGAAGUGGUGGAAUACCAGCUUUUGGGAACUGGGAUUUCUCAAACGAGUUGCCGAUAAGUCAAUACUUUGAAAAUGCAAGACAAGCUGGUUAUGGUGAGACUGAGAGUGAUCGAUACGUGCGUGGAGAACACGAUCUUUACGCUGUUGAUUGUAAGAAAAGAGUUCAAAAGGCAGCGAGAAUCAGGGAGAACAGUAAAGAAACAAGAAUGAGAAAACAUGGGAAAGUGUACCAUGUAACGGAACAUCCAAAAGCAGUUGAUGAAGAUCUCUACAAGAUUUCUCCUCAACUUCUUCCCACUACCAAACGGAAAAAGAUGUUGGGUUUCAUUUUCAAGUGUCUGAUGCCUACUGCCUGCGUUUCAUGAGGGACAGUGUCUCAAACACAACAACAAGGAUGUUUUUUUAUUUAUUUUUGUUAGUAGUAACGAUGCUGGCUAUGUUGUGCUGGUUUUGUUUUGCACUUAAUGUUUGAAUGGCUUUUUUGUAUGAUUGAGAAUGAAUGAAAAGAUACAGCAGUUAUUGCUCUCUUAAGUUUAA